GUGGUUAAGAGUCAAAAUAACUCAGCUAAAGCCUAACACUCUAACCCAAAUGGCAUUUGAAAAACAAGGUCCGGUGUUGGCUCCAUCAUUAACAAAUGUUCCCUUGGAACCCUACACAUGUUCCUCCCAUGUCACUCAUUCACAUUUGUUACAAGACACUUAGUUCCCUCUCUUUCUGUCUCUUAUUCUCAAUCAUGUCCUUUCACCUCCUUUAAUCUCACUCCCACCCUCCUCAAAUAAAUCCCCAGAUUUUUUCACCAUUUCCCAGUGUGCCCGUGUGCCUAAAAAACUUAAUCACUUCUUUCAGCUUCACACACUAAUAAGUGAUAAUAAUAAUAACACGAUUCCAUUAUUCUAAAGCACAGGUACACACGCUAUGGCUUCUGCAACUGGCUCUGGUUCUUCUUCUGGCUUCGGAUCUCCCUGUGGGGCAUGCAAGUUUCUGCGAAGAAAGUGUGUCACUGAUUGCAUCUUUGCACCUUACUUUUGCUCAGAACAAGGAGCUGCUAAAUUCGCUGCCAUUCAUAAGGUGUUCGGUGCUAGCAACGUUUCCAAGCUGCUCUUGCGUAUACCAGCUCACGGUCGUUUUGAGGCAAUACUCACAAUUGCUUAUGAAGCUCAAGCUCGCCUUAGAGACCCUGUUUAUGGUUGUGUCUCCCAUAUUUUCGCCUUGCAACAACAGGUAGCAUGCUUGCAGGCACAAGUAAUGCAAAUGAAGGCACAGCUAGACCAGAACCACAUGGAGCCCAGGAACUUUGAGAAUCAUUGGUCAGAGAAUGUUGCACAAUCAUUCAAUCCAUUUUGUCCCACUUCCAUGAAUAACCUCAUAUCUCCUCAGAGCUCACUCGAUUCAUUGGGUUAUAGCAGCAUCAAUGAUGGAAUGAGCAUGCUAGAUGUACAAAGCAGCAGAGAGGAAUAUUUCGCACUGCAAGCCUGUAAUUCUAAGAAAAGAUCAUAUAACAAUGACUUGGGUGAGCUGCAAGAAUUGGCACUUAGGAUGAUAAGGAACUGUGACUAGGCUAGCUAUAAUUAAAGCUAAUUAAUCCUUAAUUAAUUGUCUUUGUUUAAUUUCUUGAAGGAUAUUAAUAUUCCUUUGAUGUUGAAGGGCGAUAGCCUUUUGCUAGUGUUGUAUAUACUGAUGAGAGUGUCAAGGAGAAACGUGCUUGCCAUAAAUGAUAAGCCUAAACCAACAUUAGGAUUUUGGCUUUUCUGUUUUUGGAUUCAAUCCAAAAGAAAUCAAAAUUUUUAAGACUGGCAAACUCUUUUUCUCUCUAGCACUCUGACGAGUUAUAUUGUGUUUACUUAAACUAGCGUAGUAAUUAACUUCCAGUGUUUAAAUAAUGUAGUUUUAUUUGAAAUAGAACAAAUAAUUACACAUCCCUUGAACUAAAAUAGGAAGCCUAUAAAAUAG
This is a messenger RNA of Glycine soja, 1411 nucleotides long. Its product is annotated as LOB domain-containing protein 16-like. The transcript has 2 exons. The record is from RefSeq and is a predicted model, not a curated record. Gene Ontology annotation, biological process: hormone-mediated signaling pathway; positive regulation of DNA-templated transcription. Lineage: Eukaryota; Viridiplantae; Streptophyta; Magnoliopsida; Fabales; Fabaceae. Gene Ontology annotation, cellular component: nucleus. The coding region runs from base 377 to 1018 and encodes 213 amino acids.